AUGCCCAAAAAUGGAGUCCCGCUCUCGCUGACUCUGCCCGCCUCACGGUUGGAGAGCACAUUGUUACCGCGUCCUCCCUCUGCGAUAUUCGCCGCGCUUUGGUGGAUUGUCCGGUUGAUGCGUACCCGCAACAUUGAUAUGUUCGAAGCAUCCCAGGUCAAGCAAGCCCCCUUCUCGUUCGAUGCCGAAGACCUUCUACAUGCAUGGAAACCCGUUAUCUUCUGUGCCAACAACAUCAAGAAGAACAAGAAGUACAUCACCACCGCACUCCAGUCUUCGCAAGCAGCCGUGCCCAAACUUCUGAUACAUCAGGGAUUUUGA
Penicillium arizonense is the source of this 321-nucleotide messenger RNA. RefSeq lists its product as uncharacterized. The transcript has a single exon. The coding region runs from base 1 to 321 and encodes 106 amino acids. NCBI's taxonomy places the organism in Eukaryota, Fungi, Ascomycota, Eurotiomycetes, Eurotiales, Aspergillaceae. The record is from RefSeq and is a predicted model, not a curated record.